AGUGACAACUCGUUUUUGUGACAAAAUGACUGUUUUUCAAAAACAUGCCCAAUCUAAUUAUUUUUAAUGUACUUUUAGCCAUUUUGAGUGCAAAAGCGUACUUGUACAAACCAAUAUACUUUCAAGAGGAAGAAGUGAGACACGUGAGGGCAGUCACUGACCAAAAACCGCCAUGUAACGAGCAAAAAUUAAUCGAAAUCCUCGCGGACAGUCAAAUUUCCAGUCCGGAGGACAUAAUUGUCAUCACGAUAAACGAUUUCGACACCGCUUGUCAUGCCGUUGCACGUACAAUAAAAAAAUCCGACCAGUUAUUGAAGAAUUGCACGGAAUCGGAGAGUUUGUACUACAGUUUACUGGACGGGUUAAGAGUGUUGGACAAGGAUUUGUGCAAGAACAACGAGUUUUAUAAGAAAUACGCGAAAUGCGUGAAAUGCUACGAGGAUUUGGGGAAAGAUUACGAGAGUUGCAACGGCACCCCCGACUGGAACGAGAACGAGGAUGAGAUAAAGGUCUGCAAAGCGUACAAGAAAAUCGUCAAUUGUUACUAUAUUAAAACGGCCAAAGUGUGCGGGUUAACGGCUGCCUCCUAUUUAAGGAAACUCAUGAAACAAGUGUUUGAUUGUACUUUACUUGUGAAGUGUUCAAUAGGAUCCGCUCCGCAGGUGAAAAAUCCCAUGUCAGAUAAAUAUGUGGAGGAAAUAUCAGAUGUAGCAUAUCAGUUUAUCGGGAAUUAUCUUUUGAUAGUCAUGUUUGUACCGUUUUUAUUAUUUUAUUACAGUGUAAUAUACUAAACAGUUUUUAGAGGG
This is a messenger RNA of Anthonomus grandis grandis, 806 nucleotides long. RefSeq lists its product as uncharacterized. The record is from RefSeq and is a predicted model, not a curated record. The coding region runs from base 45 to 791 and encodes 248 amino acids. The transcript has a single exon. NCBI's taxonomy places the organism in Eukaryota, Metazoa, Arthropoda, Insecta, Coleoptera, Curculionidae.